AUGCAAGAAAAUCUUGUUUCAAAAUCAAAUGCGGAUAUUCAAAAUGCACAAAAUAACUUGCCGACCACUACUAUGAAAUUACAAGCUGUUGAAAAUACUAUCAAUGCCAAUAAUGUGGCUUCCACUGCAGCAUCAGUUACCUCUUUGCCACAAAGCCUAAUGACUUUUCUUAAAUAUUUCGUUAUGUUUAGUACAAUAAUUGCUGCAGUCGGAAUACCUCUUGGAGCAGUUCUCGCGCCAAAAGUAAACUCGACAACGACUGCUUGUCCACAUAUAACAUGCUCGGGUAUUUCUUCUGUUCAAAAUCCAUCACCGAAUUAUCAAGUUGAACAUCUUGAUUUCAAUUGUUCUCAAACUCUUUCUAACAUGACAAUUGUUCAAGUUGUACAACGUAGUUUCAAUGAAACUCAUGCACAACAAUAUCAAACUUUUUGGAAUUAUUCGACAAAUAUGACAUAUAUUCAAACUCCGACAGAAUUAAUUUAUAAAUGGUUUUCUUUGCCUGGUAUGGAUAUUGUUGCAGCAAGUUUUCCUCAUUUUAUCGAAGCACAAUAUUUUUACACGACUGGUUCAUCACGUAUUACUGCUAAUGACACCUGGCAAAUAUGGCUUCAAUCGAUUUGUGGAGAACUUCUAUAUCUUUCUGGAACAUUUUAG
Molecule: messenger RNA, 657 nt
Organism: Rotaria sp. Silwood2
Lineage: Eukaryota; Metazoa; Rotifera; Eurotatoria; Philodinida; Philodinidae
Source: the annotation of a GenBank genome assembly